GCGAGGAGGAGUUGCGAGAACGGGGAGCGGACGCCAUGGCGACCAACAUCGAGCAGAUUUUUCGGUCUUUCGUGGUCAGUAAAUUCCGCGAGAUACAGCAAGAACUUUCCAGUGGAAGGAGCGAGGGCCAGCUCAAUGGUGAAACAAACACACCUACCGAAGGAACCCAGGCAGGUGAUGCCGCUGCCACUGCCAGGAAUCUACCAAAUGAAGAAAUAGUUCAGAAGAUAGAGGAAGUACUUUCUGGGGUCUUAGAUACAGAGCUCCGAUAUAAGCCAGACAUGAAGGAGGCUUCUAGGAAAAGAUGUGUGUCUGUACAAACAGAUCCUACUGAUGAAAUUCCCAGCAAAAAGUCAAAGAAGCAUAAAAAGCACAAAAAUAAAAAGAAGAAAAAGAAGAAAGAAAAGGAGAAAAAGUAUAAAAGACAGCCAGAAGAAUCUGAAUCUAAGCCAAAAUCACAUCAUGAUGGGAACAUAGAUUUAGAAUCAGAUUCCUUUUUGAAGUUUGAUUCUGAAUCUUCAGUGAUGACACUGGAGCAUCCUGUUAGAGCAUUUGGCCUAUCUGAGACAAGUGAAUCUACUGCAGUUGUACUGGAACCUUCUAUGGUGUCAGUGGAGACUUCAGAAUCACACACCUUAGAAACUUUGAAGCCAGGUACAAAAACUGCAGAACUGUCAGUAGCAUCUGCAUCUACAUUUGUAAUCUCCGAGCAGUCAGUGGCAGUAACGCUGGAACCAUCUAAGAUUGUGGAUUCCUUUGCAACAGCACCAGUGCCUACAACAGUCGUGCUGAAGUCCUCUGAGCCAGUUGUACCAAUGUCAGCGGAUUAUCCCAUGAAAUCUAUGUUGAAAUCUUUUGAGAGCACACCUCCAGAACCAUCAAAGAUCUUGUCAGAGCCUCCAGUCGCUAAAGUGAUAGAGCCAUCAGAAAUCUAUAUGGUAUCAUCAGAGACAUCUACAGAAGUACACCCUGAGCCAAGUACAUCAACAAUGGAUUUUCCAGAGCCAUCAGCAGCUGAAGUGCUAAGAUUGCCUGAGCAGCCUGUAAAAGUGCCACCAGAGGUUGCAGAUUCAUCCAUGGCAAGACCGCAGGAGAUGUUGGAGCUGCCCAAGACCUCUACAUUGGAGCUGCCGGAGUCGUCGGUGGCCUCAGCGAUGGAUUUGCCGGGGCCACCUGCGACCUCCAUGCCGGAGUUGCAGGGGCCCUCUGUGACUCCAGUGAUGGAGUUACCUGGGCCCUCUGCUACCCCGGGACCAGAGUUGCCCGGGCCUCUUCCUUCCCCAGUGCCUGAGUUACUAGGGCCCCCUGCUACAGCAGCUCCUGAGUUGCCGGGGCCCUCUGUGACAUCAGUGCCACAGUUGUUGCAGGAAUUGCCAGGGCUUCCAGCGACACCCAUGGGAUUGGAGCCACCACAGGAGGUCCCAGAGCCACCUGUGAUGGCACAGGAGCUGCCAGGGCUGCCUGCGGUGACAGCUGCAGUAGAGUUGCCAGGGCAGCCUGCGGUGACAGUAGCAAUGGAGUUGACCGAACAACCUGUGACGACGACAGAGUUGGAGCAGCCAAUGGGGAUGACAGCGGUGGAACAUCCUGGGCAGCCUGAGGUGACAACGGCAUCUGGUUUGCUGGGGCAGCCCGAGGCAGCGAUGGUGCUGGAGUUGCCAGGACAGUCAGUGGCAACAACAGCGCUGGAGUUGUCAGGGCAGCCUUCGGUGACUGGGGUGCCAGAGUUGCCAGGGCUGCCUUCGGCAACUAGGGCACUGGAGUUGUCGGGGCAGUCUGUGGCAGCUGGGGCACUAGAUUUGCCUGGGCAGCUCAUGGCAGCUGGGGCACUGGAGUUUGCGGGGCAGUCUGGGGCAGCUGGAGCACUGGAGCUUUUGGGGCAGCCUCUGGCAACAGGGGUGCUGGAGUUGCCAGGGCAGCCUGGAGCGCCAGAGUUGCCUGGGCAACCUGUGGCAACUGUGGCGCUGGAGAUCUCUGUUCAGUCUGUGGUGACAACGGAGCUGUCAACGAUGACCGUGUCGCAGUCCCUGGAGGUGCCCUCGACGACAGCGCUGGAAUCCUAUAGUACGGUAGCACAGGAGCUGCCUACUACACUAGUGGGGGAUACUUCUGUAACAGUAGGAGUGGAUCCCUUGAUGGCCCAAGAGUCCCAUAUUUUAGCUUCUAACACCAUGGAGACCCAUAUGUUAGCAUCCAACACCAUGGACUCCCAGAUGCUAGCUUCCAACGCCAUGGACUCCCAGAUGCUAGCUUCCAACGCCAUGGACUCCCAGAUGUUAGCAACUAGUUCCAUGGACUCCCAGAUGUUAGCAACUAGCUCUAUGGACUCCCAGAUGUUAGCUACUAGUACCAUGGACUCCCAGAUGUUAGCGACUAGCUCCAUGGACUCUCAGAUGUUAGCGACCAGUUCCAUGGACUCUCAGUUGUUAGCAACCAGCUCCAUGGACUCUCAGAUGUUAGCUACCAGCUCCAUGGACUCUCAGAUGUUAGCCACCAGCUCCAUGGACUCUCAGAUGUUAGCCACCAGCACCAUGGACUCCCAGAUGUUAGCCACCAGCACCAUGGACUCCCAGAUGUUAGCAACUAGCUCUAUGGACUCCCAGAUGUUAGCAUCUGGCACUAUGGACUCUCAGAUGUUAGCUUCCGGCACCAUGGAUGCUCAGAUGUUAGCUUCCGGCACCAUGGAUGCCCAGAUGUUAGCUUCUAGUUCCCAAGAUUCUUCUAUGUUGGAUUCAAAAUCACCUGAUCCCUACAGGUUAGCUCAGGAUCCUUACAGGCUUGCUCAGGAUCCCUAUAGGUUAGGUCAUGAUGCUUAUCGGUUAGGCCAUGAUGCUUAUAGAUUAGGGCAGGACCCAUAUAGAUUAGGCCAUGAUCCCUACAGACUAACUCCUGAUCCUUAUAGGAUGUCUGCUAGACCCUAUAGGAUAGCUCCCAGAUCCUAUAGGAUAGCUCCGAGGCCAUACAGGUUAGCACCCAGACCCCUGAUGUUAGCAUCUAGACGUUCUAUGAUGAUGUCCUAUGCUGCAGAACGUUCUAUGAUGUCGUCUUACGAGCGCUCUAUGAUGUCUUACGAGCGCUCUAUGAUGUCCCCGAUGGCUGAGCGCUCUAUGAUGUCAGCCUAUGAGCGCUCCAUGAUGUCUGCCUACGAACGCUCUAUGAUGUCCCCUAUGGCUGAGCGCUCCAUGAUGUCAGCUUAUGAGCGCUCCAUGAUGUCAGCUUAUGAGCGCUCCAUGAUGUCUCCGAUGGCUGACCGGUCUAUGAUGUCCAUGGGUGCUGACCGCUCUAUGAUGUCAUCUUACUCUGCUGCUGACCGCUCUAUGAUGUCAUCGUACUCUGCAGCUGACCGAUCAAUGAUGUCAUCUUAUUCUGAUCGUUCAAUGAUGUCUAUGGCAACCGAUUCUUAUGCUGAUUCUUACUCUGACACAUAUACGGAGGCCUAUAUGGUACCACCUUUGCCUCCUGAGGAACCUCCAACAAUGCCUCCAUUGCCACCCGAGGAGCCACCAAUGACACCACCAUUGCCUCCCGAAGAGCCGCCAGAGGGUUCUGCAUUGCCUGGUGAGCAGGCAGCGUUAACAGCUGAAAAUACUUGGCCUUCUGAGGUGCCAGCAUUACCCUCUGACGAGUCUGUAUCACUCACUGAACCAUCGGUGAGUCAGAGUGAGAUUUCAGAGCCUUUAGCUGUGCCUGCUGAUUAUUCACUGUCAGCAUCAGAGUCUUCAGUUUUAGUAUCAGAGGCAGCUGGGACUGUUCCAGAACCACCACCGGAGCCAGAGUCUUCAGUUAUAUCAACACCCAUAGAAUCUGCUGUGGUUGCAGAAGACCAUGAACUUAUUCAGGAAAGACCAGCGACUUAUAUGGUGUCUGAAGCUCCCAUAACGUCAGCUGAAACCACUGUGUUGACAACAGAGUCUUCUAUUAUGUCAGAGACAGCAGAAACUUAUGAUUCAAUGAGAGUUUCAGAACAUGUUUCCUCAGAAGCAUCUUUGUCCUUGUCAGAGACAACAGUAACUGUUCCAGAGUCAUCCCACAGCACUCUAGGUAUCGCUGUUCCAGAGUCACCAGCUGGGACUACACAGGAACCAUCAGCUGGGACUUUCCUAGAGCUAACAGCUGUUGCUGUCUCAGAGCCGGGAGUAAUGACUGUCCCAGAACCACCCUCUGAGAUUGUGCUGCAGCCCCCAGCCAUGGCUGAACCAGAGCAUGUUCCUAUACCUGUUGUUUCAAACAUGGAGCCUAGUGUACCUAUUCUGGAAUCAGCAGUGUCAGUCCACCAACCUGCUAUGAUUGUUUCUGAGUCAUCUGUUUCUGUCCAAGAAUCCACUGUGACAUUAUCAGAACCUAUUGGUAGUGUUGCUGAGAUGACUCAAGUGAUACCAACUGAAAUGGCUCUAGAGUCUACACCAACAAUACUGGAAUCGAGUGUAACAAAAGGCAUGCAUUUACUAUCUGGUGAUCAGAAUCUUGCUCUGGAGGUUAACAUGCAGGAGGUUCCUUUGCAUUCAGAUAAAGAACCACAUGGUGAAGGACACUUGAAAAAUGAUCUUUAUGAAAAUGAGCCUGGUAUAAAUAUAGACCUUAAUAUAAAUAAUCAUUUAAUUGCUAAAGGGACAGAACAUAAUACAUUGUCAGUUACCAGCACUGGUGCUGUUGGUGAAAUAGGUGAGGAGAAAAUUUUGCCCUUUAAUGAGACAAAACAAUGCACAGUAUUGGAUACCUGUCCUAGUGUUAAUGAGGCUGAUCAAGUAGGAACUCUGUCAUCUGGGCCAGUUGCUGUUGAACCUGAAUCAAUGGGACUUAGUAAGGGCAUUGAAUUUGUUGCAACAUCUGCUCUUAGUUCUAUUAGUAAAUAUGAUGCUGAAGUGUCUUUAACUACUCAAGAUACUGAGCAUGACAUGGUGAUUUCCACCAGCCCUAGUGGUGGUAGUGAAGCUGACAUAGAGGGCCCUCUGCCUGCUAAAGACAUUCAUCUUGACCUGCCAUCUAAUAAUUUUGUUAGUAGGGACACAGAUGGGCCAUUACUUGUAAAGGAGAUUGACCAGAAUUUAGUGGUUGCUCUUAGCCCUAAAGAAAAUAGUGGAGAAGAGAAAGAAAUACCUCUCCCUAGUAAAGAAAUGUUGUCUGACUCAGGAUUUUCUGCCAAUAUUGAAGAUAUUAAUGAAGCAGACUUAGUGAGACCAUUACUUCCUAAAGACAUGGAACGCCUUACGAGCCUCAGAGCUGGUAUUGAAGGACCUUUACUCCCAAGUGAAGUUGAACGUGACAAAUCUGCUGCAAGUCCAGUUGUAAUUGGUACCCAAGAAAGAGCAUCAGAGUCCUCUUCAGAGGAAAAAGAUGAUUAUGAAAUUUUUGUUAAAGUUAAGGACCCACAUGAAAAAAGUAAGAAAAAGAACCGUGACAAAGGUGAAAAAGAGAAGAAAAGAGACUCUUCCUUAAGAUCUCGAAGUAAGCGUUCCAAGUCGUCUGAGCACAAAUCACGGAAACGAACCAGUGAAUCUCGUUCUAGGGCAAGGAAGAGAUCCUCUAAGUCCAAGUCCCGUCGCUCUCAGACACGGUCCCGGUCAAGGUCAAGACGAAGGAGGAGGAGCAGCAGGUCAAGGUCAAAGUCGAGAGGAAGGCGAUCUGUAUCAAAAGAGAAGCGCAAAAGAUCGCCAAAGCACAGAUCCAAGUCUAGGGAAAGAAAAAGGAAACGGUCAAGCUCCAGAGAUAAUCGAAAAUCAGUCAGAGCACGAAGUCGUACCCCACCAAGUCGUCGGAGUCGGAGUCACACGCCGAGUCGUCGAAGGAGAUCUAGAUCUGUGGGGAGAAGAAGGAGCUUUAGUGUUUCCCCCAGUCGGAGGAGCCGCACCCCUAGCCGAAGGAGCCGAACCCCCAGUCGAAGGAGUCGCACACCUAGCCGAAGGAGCCGAACCCCCAGCCGAAGGAGCCGUACCCCCAGCCGCCGGAGUCGCACUCCCAGCCGAAGGAGAAGAUCAAGAUCUGUUGUGAGGAGAAGAAGUUUUAGUAUAUCACCAGUCAGAUUAAGACGAUCACGGACACCUUUGAGAAGAAGGUUUAGUAGAUCUCCCAUCCGACGUAAAAGAUCAAGAUCGUCUGAAAGGGGCAGAUCACCUAAACGUCUGACAGAUUUGGAUAAGGCUCAAUUACUUGAAAUAGCCAAAGCUAAUGCAGCUGCCAUGUGUGCUAAGGCUGGUGUCCCUUUACCGCCAAACCUAAAGCCUGCACCUCCACCUACAAUGGAAGAGAAAGUUGCUAAAAAGUCUGGAGGAGCUACUAUAGAAGAACUGACUGAGAAAUGCAAACAGAUUGCACAGAGUAAAGAAGAUGAUGAUGUUAUAGUGAAUAAGCCACAUGUCUCAGAUGAAGAGGAUGAAGAACCUCCUUUUUAUCAUCAUCCCUUUAAACUCAGUGAACCCAAACCUAUUUUUUUCAAUCUAAAUAUUGCUGCAGCAAAACCAACUCCACCGAAAAGCCAGGUAACAUUAACAAAAGAAUUUCCUGUGUCAUCUGGAUCUCAACAUCGGAAAAAGGAAGCAGAUAGUGUUUAUGGAGAGUGGGUUCCCGUGGAGAAAAAUGGGGAAGAAAACAAAGAUGACGAUAAUGUUUUCAGCAGCACUCUGCCCUCUGAGCCUGUGGACAUCUCUACAGCAAUGAGUGAACGGGCACUUGCUCAGAAAAGACUCAGUGAGAACGCAUUUGAUCUUGAAGCCAUGAGCAUGUUAAACCGAGCUCAGGAAAGGAUUGAUGCCUGGGCUCAGCUGAAUUCCAUUCCUGGCCAGUUCACAGGAAGCACCGGAGUGCAGGUUCUCACCCAAGAACAAUUGGCCAACACUGGUGCCCAAGCGUGGAUUAAAAAGGAUCAGUUCUUAAGAGCAGCCCCGGUAACUGGAGGAAUGGGAGCCGUCUUGAUGAGGAAAAUGGGCUGGAGAGAAGGAGAAGGAUUAGGGAAAAACAAAGAAGGAAAUAAGGAGCCCAUCCUGGUCGACUUUAAGACGGAUCGAAAAGGUCUUGUUGCAGUAGGGGAAAGAGCACAAAAGCGGUCUGGGAACUUCUCUGCUGCCAUGAAAGAUCUGUCAGGCAAACACCCUGUGUCUGCUUUGAUGGAAAUCUGUAAUAAGAGAAGGUGGCAACCACCAGAAUUUCUCUUGGUCCAUGAUAGUGGCCCUGAUCAUCGCAAACAUUUUCUUUUUAGGGUAUUGAUUAAUGGAAGCGCUUACCAGCCCAGCUUUGCCAGCCCUAAUAAGAAGCAUGCUAAAGCCACAGCAGCUACUGUGGUUCUUCAAGCAAUGGGCCUUGUACCAAAGGACCUCAUGGCUAAUGCCACUUGCUUCAGGAGUGCCUCACGUAGAUAGAUUGAGGUUUUAUAUUAAUCAUUUCAGAUAAUUUUACUCUGCAUCAAAUGUAUUUCCUCUUUAAUGUUGUAAAUAUUUGGCAAUUUAAGACAUUGUGUAAAAAGCAAUCUGUACAAACAUCUCCAGGCUUUGAUUUUUGUACCAUGGAAAUUGUAUUUAACCAUACAGGGUUUUGGUAUGUUUAUAUUGUUUACCUUAGUGAUGUAUUUGUUUAAGUGGCUAACAUCCAAACAAAUUGUUUGAAAGCAACCAUAAUCUUCAGUGUGGAAUGUUAAAUAACGCUUUUAUACUGUAUUUUGUACGAUGAUGUAACUCCCUUUUCUCUGGCUAGGCUGCUGUGUAACAUUUGCCUGUAAUCAGUGAAGGGCUGCGCACCUUGUACUAGUUCACAAUGGGUUCUGCUGGACAGAUUACUGUGCCAGCGUUGAGGAAUCAAGGACGAUUGUUCAUAGCACUAAGGGCACUAUCUCCCCUUAAACGUCUGUUGAAAUAAAAGUGGUAAUGUCGUGUGAUGAUCUGCUCCAAGUCCUGCGUUCCCAUUCAAGCCACUUGGGCCAUGAGAAGGGAGUUCAAAUGAAGUCCUACUAGAAUUUACUGCAGAGGCCAAGUACAUUUAGUAUGGCAUUGAGUUGUGAUAUAGUUUUACUUUGAUGUGCAUUUUGAAUUUCAACUGCAUCUAGAUAGAAGUAAAAUGAUAAUUAAAAUGCUGUAACCAACUUACCUAAUAAAAUUGGCACUCAGCCACUAUUUUGUUGACUCUGAGAAAGUUUUAAGUUUCUGUUAAUUUUUAGGGUCUAAUAGAAUAUUUCAUGUGUAUUACAGUGGUAUUCAUAUGCUAUGUCGUUUAUUUUCAAAAGUUUAAGGCCCAAAUAUAAACUUCUCUGAAUAAA
Molecule: messenger RNA, 8242 nt
Organism: Suncus etruscus (white-toothed pygmy shrew)
Lineage: Eukaryota; Metazoa; Chordata; Mammalia; Eulipotyphla; Soricidae
Gene: SON
Product: SON DNA and RNA binding protein
Exons: 12
Coding region: 36-7352 (2438 amino acids)
Biological process (GO): regulation of cell cycle; regulation of mRNA splicing, via spliceosome
Molecular function (GO): RNA binding; protein binding
Source: RefSeq, a predicted model, not a curated record